Messenger RNA from Diachasma alloeum, 1732 nucleotides. It is a transcript of the gene Fis1, whose product is annotated as mitochondrial fission 1 protein. NCBI's taxonomy places the organism in Eukaryota, Metazoa, Arthropoda, Insecta, Hymenoptera, Braconidae. Gene Ontology annotation, cellular component: mitochondrial outer membrane; peroxisomal membrane. Bases 223 to 681 code for a protein of 152 amino acids. Gene Ontology annotation, molecular function: protein binding. The record is from RefSeq and is a predicted model, not a curated record. Gene Ontology annotation, biological process: mitochondrial fission; mitochondrial fragmentation involved in apoptotic process; autophagy of mitochondrion. The transcript is spliced from 4 exons.
AUCAUUAUUAUUAUGACAACCCGGUUGAUUAUUCACGUUAUUCCCGGAGUAACGUGCAUCGUCGAUCGCUCCCGUCAGUUAACAAUUACCUUUACAUCGUGACUGCGAGCCACAAAAAAACAACUAACCGGAGAUUAGUCGCAGGCGGUCGCGCGCGUUAAAUGAAUCGAUAUUCCGUGUUUUUUUGGGUUUGAGGAGUCGAUAUUAAUCAGUGCGAGUGUCAUGGAGGACGUUCUGGACGAAGUUGUGUCUUCAGAGGACCUCAAAAAAUUCGAGAGAACAUACAACGAGCAGUUGAGGUCAUCCUCAGUGACCCAAAAGGUUCAGUUCGAGUAUGCCUGGUGUUUAGUGAGGAGCAAAUACCCAGCGGACAUCAGGAAAGGGAUUGUUCUGCUCGAGGAUUUAUUCAACAAUCAUGGAGACAGUGAAAAGCGAGAUUGCCUGUAUUAUUUAGCCAUUGGAAAUGCCCGGAUAAAAGAAUACACUAAAGCAUUGCACUAUGUCAGGGCAUUCCUCCAGGUGGAGCCUGGCAAUCAACAGGUCCAACAUUUGGAGGGUUUGAUUAAGAAGAAAAUGGAGAAAGAGGGACUAGUAGGCAUGGCAGUAGCUGGUGGAGUGAUCGUGGGUCUCGCAGGCAUCUUGGGUCUAGGGAUUGCAAUGGCCAAGGGCUCCAGAUCUUAGCUAAUGAAUUCUCCACACACCUGAACCACGAUGCUUGUACCUGUACCAAAAACCAAUACAAAGAGAGCCCUCGAAAACCAUCGAAAGUCACCAAGAAUUAUCUUCGAAGAUGUUGAACUAAUCACACAAUUAAACAAGUCAUUAGUGAAAUCUUGAGCUGCUGAGGAUGAGGCUCUAGAUUUCAUCCAUCUUGUUUUGCAAAUACCUGCGAAACUAUCGAGUUUAUCAAAAAAUGUCAGAUAAAAUUUUUUGUGGAGAAUCAAAUUUCCAACAAAAAGUAUUUUCUGACAUUUUCUCCUUAACCCAAUAAUUACAGAGAUAAUUGCGUAAUUAUCAAAAAUUAUGUCGACUCGAAAAAUUAAAGAGCCAUUGUGUUAAUUAGGCAAUUAUCUCGGUGAUGAGUGGCUCUAGGAAAAAAUGCAUAAACACAUUUUUUGUAGAGGAUUGAAUUUCCAACAAAAAAGUCCUGUGAAAUUUUCUGCUAAACCUCUUCCUUCAAAAGACAUUCAGAAAAUACUCUGGACUUUUUUUGCCUCAGGCUCAUCUCCUAUCCUCACUUGACUAUAAAAUUGUAAAAUUUAUUGAAAAAAUUUAUUCAAAAUUAUUGGAGACAUUCCAAACGCCACAAGAAAUACAGAAAUUCUCUCGUCUUCUCCUUAAUUUCUCGUUUUGUACAGCUUUAUUAAGUUAUUCGUACGAUCAUUGAGAAAAUGACGAAAAAGUAAUAUAAAAUGGAUUAACUAACUUAUAAUAAGAAUAUGGAGAGGGAGUUAAUUACGUGAUUAAUCGAUAUACUUCAGUGUUUAUGUAGUUGAAAUUUUUGUAUAAAAAACGAGAUGAAAUGCCAAUUCCCUUUAUUAAUAAUUUUUCUUGUCGAUUCAAAUAAAUGAAAAAUUCAAUCUUCCCGCGAAAAUGCGAAGAUUCCCAGGAACAUUUUUCUAUGCAUCAAUUUAUUGUUUUAUGGGAUUGGGAUUGUCAAUCCCAUGAUUUUUUAUUUGUUCUAAUGAUUUUUGUAAUUUAAAGAAAAUAAAACGUUUCAAGUUUCAAUAAA